AGGGGGAGAUAGAAGUGCAGUUGCAUUCCUGGAGAGAGAGCUCCCUGGCCCUUCCUCCUCCUUCCUCCUCCUUCCACUCUCUUCCCUCUUGGUCUCCCAGCCGGCGGCGGCAGAGAGGGAUUUUUAACCCGGGCUGCAGAUGCGGGGAACUGGGCUGCAGAGUGAAAGAGACACUGGUAGUCCGUAGGGAAGUUGUGGAAAGGAGGCUCAGAGCAAAAUUUAAACGCAUUCGAAAGAGUUUGGAGUUUGUUGUCGGACGCCUCGGGCGGUAACAUUUGAUUAAGUGUACUUUUCGGGUUACAUCCGUGCUCAUGGGUUCCCAUCGGACGGUCCGAGCCGGCCGGACAGCGCUGCUCUUCGCGGGGCUGCUCCUCGCUCUGUGGCAGACCAGCGGAGCAAGUUGCCCGGAGAAAAACUUGGAAGACAGGGAAGAGGAAGCCAACAUAGUUUUGACCGGCACCGUGGACGAAAUAAUUAACAUGGACCCGGUGCAUAAUACCUACUCAUGCAAGGUAAGGGUGUGGCGCUACUUGAAAGGGAAGUCCAAUGUUAACCGUGAAAUUCUCCUGGAUGGCGGCAACAAGGUGAUGAUCGGUGGCUUCGGCAACCCCGGCAUCUGUGACAACCAGGUAGCCACGGGCGACACUCGCAUAUUCUUUCUCAACCCUGCCCCGGAGUCCAUGGGACCAGAACACAAGAAUGAACUUAUGCUCAACUCCAGUCUGAUGAGGAUUACCCUGCGCAACCUGGAGGAUGUGGAGCACUGUGUUGAAGACAAACCUCCUCACUUCACACCGGCCCAGCCCCCUGAUGGCUGUAGGGGAAUGCUGUGUGGUUUUGGCGCUGUAUGUGAGCGUGACCCAACUGACCCGGCCAAGGCAGAGUGUGUUUGCAAGAGACUGGAAUGUCCAUCCUUGGUGGCGCCUGUAUGCGGCUCAGAUUCAUCCACCUACUCCAACGAGUGUGAGCUGGAGAAAGCCCAAUGCAACACACAGCGACGCAUCAAGGUGCUGCGCAAGGGACCCUGCUCUCUGAAGGACCCUUGUACUGAGGUGAUCUGCAGCUACGGCAGCACCUGUGUCCAGUCAUCAGAUGGCUUGUCGGCUAAAUGUAUGUGCCCCCUCGGCUGCGAGGGCAAGCCCGAGGAGACAGUGUGUGGCAGUGAUGGAAAAGACUAUCGCAACGAGUGUGAGCUCCAUCAGCACGCCUGCAAGACCCAGAAGAACAUUCGUGUGCAAUACCAAGGGCACUGUGACCCAUGUAAAGACAACGAGAACAGUCUGAAAUCGAUUUGCCGGGUGGAGACUCUCACCCGCCAGCCCCUCAUGUUUGGCCUGCCAGAGUCGUGCCCCCCGGGAAAUGAGCCUCUGUGCGCCAGCGACGGUCAAACCUACACCAGCGAGUGCGCCAUGACAGCGACGGGGCUACAAAAGAGCAUCAAGCUCAAGAAGAUCCACGCAGGACGAUGCAGACGGCUGGAGGAAUGUAAGGAAGAGUGUCUGUUCAACGCUGUGUGUCUGGUGGAGCAACUGAACACCCGCUGCUCAUGCGAUCCCAUUGAGUGCGACAGCACCUACAAGCCAGUGUGCGGCAAGGACGGUCAAACCCACACCAACGACUGUAUGCGACGCAAGGCAGAGUGUUUGAGCAAGACCCUCAUCCCCAUCAAGCACCCUGGGCCCUGUGAUCUCAACAUACCGAGCCCGUGCUUGGAUAAGGUGUGCGACCAUGGGGCGAUGUGCGUGGUCAAGAACAACGAGCCGGUGUGCGAGUGCCCCGAGGCCUGCCCGCAAACGUCUGACCCGGUGUGCGGCUCCGACGGCCACAGCUAUGGCAGCCCCUGCGAGAUGCGAGCAAUGGGUUGCGCUCUUCAGAGGGCCAUCCACAUCCAGCACAAAGGACCCUGCGAUGAGACUUGUGCCAACUGCUCUUUUGGGGCAAUCUGCGAUGCCCAGAGCGGGCAGUGUGUGUGUGCAUCAGAGUGUGUGGAGUCCCACCAGCCUGUGUGUGGCAGUGAUGGCACCACCUACAACAGCGAGUGUGAGCUACACGUGCGGGCCUGCAAAGAACAGAUGGACCUCCGAGUGGUUAGCCAAGGAGAGUGCAAAACAUGCGGCAGCACUGUUUGUGCUUGGGGCGCCCGGUGUGUCCAGAAUAAGUGUGAGUGCCCACAGUGCUCAGACGAGGCCUUCUCCCCGGUGUGUGGAAGUGAUGGCACCACCUACAACAACAAGUGUGAACUCCGCAUGUCUUCUUGCAUGCAGAAGAGGAGAAUUGAUGUGACAAAGCCCGGCAGCUGUGAUGAAGACUGUGGUUCAGGAGGGUCAGGCUCAGGCGUAGAGAGCUGUGAACAGGACCGCUGCCGCAUGUUUGGAGGCUCGUGGGAUGAGGAUGCAGAGGAGGACCGUUGCGUCUGUGACUUCACCUGCCAAAGUGUGCCUCACAACCCGGUUUGUGGCUCUGAUGGGAAAAACUACAGCAACGAGUGUGAGCUGAAGAAGGCCAGAUGUGAGAAACAAGAGCACUUGUUGAUUCAGAAUCAGGGACCCUGUGCAGUGAUUUCAGCCACAUCUCUGCCUGAGCUGACAGCACCCCAGCACUGCAGUCUGUCUGUGUACGGCUGCUGCUCCGACAACAUGACGGCUGCCUUAGGAGUCGGACUGGCUGGAUGUCCCAGUACCUGUCAGUGUAACGUCUAUGGCUCCUACAAGAGGACAUGUGACCCGACCACCGGUCAGUGUUCCUGUAAGCCAGGGGUCGGGGGACAGAAGUGUGACCGCUGUGAGCCGGGCUUCUGGAACUUCCGUGGCAUUGUGACGGAGAACAUGAGCGGCUGCACACCAUGUAACUGCGAUGCCACAGGCUCCGUCCGGGACGACUGCGAGCAGAUGUCGGGUCUGUGUUCCUGCAAGACGGGAGUGAAGGGCAUGAAGUGCAACGUGUGUCCAGAUGGAAGCAAGAUGGGCAUGAAUGGCUGCGACAAAGGUCCCGAGGCUCCGACUUCAUGUGAAGAGUUAGUGUGCAGUUUUGGGGCUACUUGCAUUGAAGUGGAUGGCCAAGCACACUGUGAGUGCCCUUCACCUGACUGCGAUGAGAAAAACAAAACUAAGGUGUGUGGCUCAGAUGGGGUGACCUAUGCUGACCAGUGCCAGCUGAGGACCAUAGCCUGUAGGCAAGACAAGGACAUCACAGUGCAACACUUCGGACAGUGCACAGAAACCAUCUCCGAGCUGGCAGAGCGAACUACCCCCAACCCCCUCACCACCACCCCCAGCUCAACUGCCGCCUCCAUCACCACCGCCGCACCCCUCCAUCCAAACAUGGUGUGGGCCAUCCCGCCUCCAAGGACAGCCGAGACAGAGACCACCGAGCGGCCUCCGGCCACCACCCCCUUUUCCACCCCCACCCACAACCGCGCCCGAGCAAACCACCACCACUCCAUCCACACCCAGCCUCAGCCGCCGCAGUCAACCGCUGCCACCACCUCCUCCUCCCGCAGCAGCCCUGCCCCCUCCGCAGCAGCCUCCUCCUUUGAGGGUUCAGGCAGUGGAGAGCCAAGUGGGGAUGACCAGACCGAAGAGGAGGAGGAACAGGAAGAGGAAGCGGGUAGCGGUGUUCCAACAGAAGCCAGUGGGGCAGAGGAGCCUGUCGGUCCCACAAUGGCGAGCACCACUGUACCCACUGAAGACAGGUCAUCCUGUGACAACACAGAGUUUGGCUGCUGUCCUGACGGCAAGACACCAUCCAGCACUCCAGAGGGCGCCAACUGCCCCUCCACCAUGAGGUUCAGCGGUUACCUGCACUUGGACCAGGUGGAGGGCCAAGAGAUUUUCUAUACCCCAGAGAUGGAGGACCCUAAGUCGGAGUUGUUUGGAGAGACAGCCCGCAGCAUAGAGAGCGCUCUCAAUGAGUUGUUCAGGAAGUCAGAGGUGCACAAAGACUUCAUGAGCGUUCGUGUCCGUAACCUGGCACCCAGCAACUCCAUCCUUGCCUUUGUGGAGGCUCACUUCAAACCAGAUACAAGAUACAGAGUGGAGGACAUCGAAGGAGCCCUGCUGAAACAGCUGAAGGCCUCCAAAGAGACCAGCAUCGCCGUGAAGAAGCCAGAGGACGAGAAUAUUCGCUUCACCAAUUAUGGCCUGUCCUCCAUCCCCUUCUUCACCACCACUACUACCACCCCAGCGUCUGUCACCACAGCUGCUCCCACCACCACCACCACCACCAGGCCUCCUCCGACCCCCUACAUCACUCGUCGCCCGCCAGGCACUACCCGCAGGCCCUUCAAUGGCAGGCGUACCACCACAACCGCAGCACCAGUUACCACACCACCACCCCCCACCACCACCAGCACCACCACCACAGCAGCUAUCACCACGACCGCACUGCCUCCAGCUACCACCAUCACCCAUGUCAGAGGCAAGCCUCAUCACAAAGUCCAGAAGCCAUGCGACUCCCACCCCUGCCUCCACGGGGGCACCUGCGAGGAUGACGGCAACGACUUCAGCUGCAAGUGUCCCGCCGGACGAGGAGGCUCCGUGUGUGAGAAGGUGAUCAAGUACUUCAUCCCGUCAUUUGGAGGCCAGUCCUACUUGGCUUUCCAAACCAUGAGCGCCUACCACACGGUCCGCAUCGCCAUGGAGUUCAGAGCAUCUGAGAUGACCGGCCUCCUGCUCUACAACGGCCAGGAUGGCAAGAAGGACUUCAUCUCUCUGGCUCUGGUCAACGGCAGGGUGGAACUCAGGUUCAACACAGGUUCUGGCACAGGAACAGUGCUGAGCAAGGUGCAGAUCAAUCAGGGCCGCUGGCACCAGCUGGUGGUGACUCGCAAUCGCCGAAAUGCCAUGCUCAGCGUGGACAAUGAGCCGCACGUCGAGGGUGAGAGUCCACGUGGCACAGAUGGCCUUAACCUCGACACUAACCUCUUCAUUGGAGGAGUUCCUGAGGACAUGAAGCAAGAUGUAAGGGAAAGGACAGCAGUGGCCACUGGUCUGGUUGGCUGCAUCCGCUUGCUGGAUGUCAACAACCGAGUGCUCAACUUACAGGAGAAUGGGGGUGACAGUCUGUAUGGCAGUGGCGUGGGUGAAUGUGGCAACAACCCUUGCCAGCCAAAUCCUUGUAAGAACGGUGGCGCAUGCCAGGUCAAGGAAGCCGAGAUGUUCCACUGCAAGUGCAGCAAAGGAUUCUGGGGUCCAACUUGUGCUGAUGUCCAUGACCCAUGCGAGCCCAACAGGUGUCAUCCAUCCUCCCAGUGCCAGGCGCUACCUGAGGGAGGCUACAAAUGCGAGUGUCCCAUGGGACGUGAAGGGAGGCACUGUGAAAAAGUGGCUGAGAGGAGAGGGGCUUACAUGCCACUAUUCAAUGGAGACUCUUACCUGGAGCUGAAGGGGCUCCAUCUCUACGGACACGAUCUGCGUCAAAAGGUCAGCAUGACUGUGGUUCUCAAGGCCAACGACUCCAACGGUUUGAUCUUCUACAACGGCCAAAAAUCGGACGGAAAAGGAGACUUCAUCUCUCUGUCCCUCAAUGAUGGCAUCCUGGAGUUCCGCUAUGACCUGGGCAAGGGACCCGCCACCAUCAGGAGCAAAGAACCAAUCCAGCUGAAUGUGUGGAACACCAUCAACCUGGAGCGCUCCAACCGCAAAGGAGAGAUCAUGGUGAAUAAGAAGGACCCUGUCCGUGGAGAGGCACCGAAUCUGCACGUAGAUCUUAACCUGAAAGAGUCUCUGUUCGUUGGCGGAGCUCCUGAUUACAGCCGACUAGCAAGAGUGGCUGCUCUCACGGACGGCUUCAAGGGAACAAUCCAAAAGAUCAUUCUAAUGGGUACACCCAUCCUCAAAGAAGAGAACGCCCUACGCUCCAGCAACGUAGCCAUGUUCCAGGACCACCCAUGUUCUCAGGAGCCCUGCCACAAUGGUGGGCAGUGCCACCCCCAGCUGGACACCUACGAGUGCACUUGUCUCAGUGGUUUCACAGGGGGACACUGUCAGAACACCAUCUACGAGAAGUCUGCCGGAGAGACUGAGGCCAUCGCCUUUGACGGGCGGACGUUCAUUGAGUACCACAACGCUGUUACAAAGAGUGAGAAGGCUCUGCUGGUGAACAAAUUUGAGCUGAGCAUCCGAACAGAGGCGACCCAGGGUCUGGUGCUGUGGAGCGGAAAAGGCGUGGAGCGUUCAGACUACAUCGCCCUGGCCAUCGUGGACGGACACGUCCAGAUGACGUACGACUUGGGGUCCAAGCCUGUGGUGCUGCGCUCCUCAGUGCGUGUCGACACUAAUCGCUGGAUACGCAUCAAGGCCAGCAGAGCACUUAGAGACGGCUCUCUACAGGUUGGCAAUGAGGCAGCAGUAACAGGGUCGUCGCCUUUGGCAGCAACACAGCUGGACACAGACGGAGCACUCUGGUUGGGUGGUCUGGAGGAGCUGGCGGUGGCCCGUCGGUUGCCCAAGGCCUACAGCACCGGCUUCGUUGGCUGCAUCAAAGAUGUGGUGGUGGACGGCGUGGAGCUCCACCUGGUGGAGGACGCCUUAAACAGCCCCAAAAUAUUACAUUGUUCCGCCGCCAAAUAACCCGGCAGAGACAAAAUAUAGAGAGAAAUGGGGAAAAAAAAAAAGAAAACCCUCCCACCCGCUCCCUCCAUAGCGCUCAUGUCUCCUGCUGUAAUUAUUUUCUAUUUUUGUAUACUUUUCAUUGCUUUUUAUAUGGAAAGAAAAUGAAUAUGUUGUUUUAAUUUUGUUUUAUUUGUUUUAUAUAUUUUGUUCUUUUUUUUUUUUUAAUCUGCACCUCCGUUCACAGAACACACUUUCCUUUUCCUUACUGCCUUUGCUCUUUUUUCAUAAAACAAACAGGCAUCUCUGUGAAAAAGAGAUAUUUUACUCUUGUCAGUUUUGUUGUUUUAAAACAAACGCCAACUUAAAAAAAUGCUUUUUCUCGCUCAUUACUUGAACACUGGUGGACCUUGCUGAUGAUCUCUGGUUACUGCCUUGUCUUGGUGCCAUAAUCAAUCGUCCACAUUCCCCAAGCAUGGCCUAUACAUCCAUGACUAUAUAGACAUACAUUCCCCUGCAAGAGCUGGACGCAGUGUACACUGUAGCUGGUGUGUGCAGUUCUUCAGUUCUGCAGCCAGCUGGCAUCUACUGUCAAGACUCUGUAUUCAGCCCCGGUAACCCACUAUAUUUAACUAAUGGGACUUUUCAGAUAUCAGUCAAGCUGCUACAUUGAGAAAGUACACAGUCAAAACCACUCGAUCAACCCCCAUCUCACAGCGUCAGAAAAGAAAAAAAAAGAGAAGAAAAAACUCUACACUCGAUCUGAAUCCCAUCAGAGGCUUUAGUUUUGAAAUAUGACUCACUAACACUACAAGCCGACAUGGCGGAGAGAGCGCUGCGUUCCACAAUGACUCGCAUAUCAUUAGUCAUAAGUCAAGACAUGAAUCAUAGACAUGAAUAAAUGUUAUAAAUAUAGAGUAUAUAAAUAAUACCUGAGACUGUGAAUAUGUAAGAUGGGCUCUCUUUGGAGAAUUGUGCGUCUCAUGUACUAUUGUGCGUUCUGUUUUACAAUCAGCAGAUGAAUUAAUGAUGACCACUAUAAAUGCAUGCACUUCUGCAGUGUUGGUUUGAAUCUGGAUUUUGUUUGUUUUUUUAUUUUCAUUUUGUUCCAAAACAAAAAAAACUCUCUAAUUUGAAAAAUGUCACUGUUUUUGUUUUGUUUUUGUUUUCUUUGCAUUGACUAAAACAGGUUCCUUUUUUCUCUGAUUUCCACUGAUGUAAUUUCAGAAACUACAGAGUAAUGUUUUAUGCUUGUUCAUUCCCUGUAUCUUUUUUGGUCUUUUUUAUUUUUCUUGGGAGCAGUUAGUUUUGCAGGACCUUGAAUGGUGCAUAAGGGGAAGAGUUGUUACCAUAUCUGACCUUAAGGAGGUGCUGAGAGCAAAGACUGAAGAGAAGGACAGACAGAGAGGAAACAAGGAGAGAUCUUAUCGUGGGGAGAGCUGCUACUCCUGGGAAUGACCUGUCAAACAACAGUCAACACAAACAAAAAAGCUUCAAAAAAAAAAAAAACUCUGCCUGAGACUUAAUUUCUUUUCGUAUUCGACCUAGGAACAUUCCUGGAGGAGUCUUUUUUUCGGCUGAUGAGAGAGAGAGAGAGACUGUGAUGUUGUUGUGACCUUUUGAAGCCAUAACAGCCACAAAAAUGGGAAAAGAUGCAUAAUCCUACAGUACUUGCAAAAUAACAUAGCAACGCAUGAGUUUGUAUUACUAGUGCGAAUUCUGUAACAGUGAACUGAUGCAACGUGGAGUCGUCUUUGCUGAACCACAAUAAGCUGCGUUGACUGACUUAAAGACACUCUUGUUUUGAUAUGAGAAACUUGGCAAUAUUCUAAGACAAAAUCAUGCCUGUUCGUGGUUGAGUAUCAAAUGGUCUUGUACUAUUUUUUUUUCUUUAUUAAGUUCUUAAUUAUGUUUCCCUUCUUCAAUCAUCAAGCAACCUGUUUUUGUACAGCCCUGCAAUUUUUAAGUGUAAGUUUAGCAAAUGUGUGAUCUGUGGAGGUUAAUGUUUUAGUAAUAUACACUGGAACCAUGUCUGACUUGUCUGUUCACCCACACGAUGAUAUACUUAAUGUACAUGGGGGAGGAAUAGCCCUAAAGCUAUAACUGUGUUGUGUGUAAUCAAGCUCCAAGUGUCCACACCAGGACCAGACCAGGAAACCCUCCUCUGGUGUCUGGAGACACAUUUAAAUUCCAGCACUCACUCUAUUAACCUUAGACUGGUCUUAUUUUACCACGCUGUUUGAAAUUUGACGCAUUCAGGUGGUAACGCUUAAUACAGAAGAGAUUCUUGUGUAUUUGGAUGGACUCAAGAACAGUAAAGACAAUUACAGUCUAUGGUUUGGGUGAAAACUAUGAAUUGCCUUAAAAACCGGUCACCUCGACUCUGAGCAGGUGACACAGACGUCAUCCAUAUAACUGUUUCCUUUCUUUAGCCAGUGUAUUAGCCUCAUCCCCAUAAUGUAAAUGAGUAAUACAUAACAAUAAUGAUAAAUAUAUUAGUAAUAAUGCUCAUACACAAAAAAUUCCAGGGGGCCUCUGCAAACGUCCUCUCUGGCUUUUUACAAAACAUCUUCUAUUUACUGUUUUUUGAAUCUAUUUUCUUUUUCUUAUUUAUGUCUACAUGUGGAAUACCCUCCAUGUCUGGCCUCUGUAAACUACUGUUUGACUGCGCAAACCUCCUCAAAGGGCAGUGCACCAAGUAAGAGUGGCAUGACCUGAACAUUACUAACUUUAUGACCUUUGUCUUGUGUUCCUACCACCAUGAAAUAAAAUGUCAACCAAAUGGA
Lates calcarifer (barramundi perch) is the source of this 9334-nucleotide messenger RNA. It is a transcript of the gene agrn, whose product is annotated as agrin. The record is from RefSeq and is a predicted model, not a curated record. Gene Ontology annotation, molecular function: laminin binding; calcium ion binding. Gene Ontology annotation, biological process: multicellular organism development; G protein-coupled acetylcholine receptor signaling pathway; receptor clustering. Lineage: Eukaryota; Metazoa; Chordata; Actinopteri; Centropomidae.